AUGACAUCAAAAGUGGGCGCAGUUGCGACGAAAACCUAUCGCGAAAAGCUGGGUCCCGAGAUUCUCGAAGUUUUCGACAAAAGUUAUAAAUCUUUCACAGAUGUACAGGUCCUCGCCGGAACACAUCUUCUGAAUCUGUCAGAUGUCGUUGUUGAGUCACCAACUGGAUCCGGAAAAACGUUGGCUUUCGUUUUACCGAUGAUGAGAAUGAUUCAAAAUGCACGACUUCAACCCAAUGAAAUUGGAGCACUCAUUUUGUCGCCAUCGAGAGAACUUUGCAGUCAGAUUGUCAAUGUCAUCAAGCCAUUCGCUGAGAAGAUGAAACUGAAUGUGGAGACAGUGACUGGAGGACAGAAAGUGGAUAAGAAUAUCAAAAUGUUCAAGAAUAAGGAUAUCAAUAUUCUCGUUGCCACUCCAGGACGACUUUUCCAAAUUAUUCAACACGAAAAGACCAUGAUCGCUAGAGCCAUGAAAGGAGUUCAAUUGCUAGUUAUCGAUGAAGCCGAUCGAUUCAAUGAAAUUCAAUUCGAGGAUCAUAUGCGAGAGAUUCUCUCCUGCAUUCCCAAGCAACGUCGUACUGGUUUGUUCUCUGCAACUCAAGUGAAAGAAGAAGACGACCUGAUGGUUUUCGGUUUGAGAAACGCGAAGCAAGUGAAAGUGUCACAAGAGAGAAAUUCCGCAGCUCCUUCCACACUGAAAAACUAUUUUGUUGAAUGUCCAGCUGAUGAGAAAACCAGCGUUUGUCUGGAAUUCAUUCGACAGAGAACUGAUAAAAAGGUUCUCAUCUUCUUCCCAUCGUGUAACUCGGUCAGGUACUUCCAUAAGAUCUUCGAAAGAUGUCUCACCAAACGCCCACUAUUUGCUGUCCACGGAAAAUGCUCGAAUCCACACCGAGCCGCUCAAAUCAAAGCUUUCUCGGAGAGCACAAAUGGGGUGAUGAUCUCAACUGACGUUAUGGCUCGAGGAAUCGACAUCACCGACAUUGACUGGGUUAUUCAAUACGAUCUCCCGAAACACUCCAGUUGGUUUGUGCACAGAGCUGGAAGAACAGCGAGAUGCGGAAGAGAUGGAAAUGCGUUGAUUCUAAUUGCCACAGAACAACUUGCUUAUGUUAGCUUCCUUGAUAACCACGAGAAAGUGAAAUUGGAGGAAGUGAAAGUGCCAACGAGUACAUCUAGAAAGGCUGAGGAGUUGAGACAGAAGAUGAUCAAGAUUCAAGUCUCGGAUCGUGCUAUUCUGGAAUUGGGAACUCGUGCAUUCGUCAGUCAUAUCGAAUCAUACGCCAAACACGAUUGCCAUCUCAUCUGCUCCCUCGAUGAUCUCAAUGUUGUCGGUCUCGCCAACUCCUACGCUCUUCUCCGAUUGCCAAAGAUGCGUGAACUGGCUCAAAGAAAAGAUUUGAAUCAGUUCGAUAGAAGUGACAUCGAGACAUCCGAAAUCAAGUAUGCCGAUCCGAAGCUUGAAGCCAAUCGCGACACGGUGAUGAAGGAGAAGCACGAGAAGAAGAUUGAGACGUUGGCAGCGAAGGAGAAGAAGAGAAGAGAAAAGGAGGCGCGGAAGAUGAAGAGAGCUGGUGGAAGAUUCAAGAGUCGUGCUACUGGAGCAAAUGCAGAGGAGAAGCGUGCGAAGAAGAGAAAGUCGGAGGAGGAAGACGAUGCUCAGAAUGAUAUCCGAUUGUUGAAGAAGAUCAAGAGAGGAAAGUUGAGCAAGAAGGAAAUCAAAGAUGUUCUUUAA
This is a messenger RNA of Caenorhabditis briggsae, 1734 nucleotides long. Bases 1 to 1734 code for a protein of 577 amino acids. Lineage: Eukaryota; Metazoa; Nematoda; Chromadorea; Rhabditida; Rhabditidae. Gene Ontology annotation, cellular component: nucleolus. The record is from RefSeq and is a predicted model, not a curated record. Gene Ontology annotation, molecular function: ATP binding; nucleic acid binding. The transcript has 4 exons.